AUGAAAGCAAAAAAGAUCAAGGAUCGAAAAGAAGACGCAAUCGAACUGGAUGCUGGAGACAUCCUUGUAACGCAUCCUCGAGAAUUGACACACGCUAGAUCAUUGCCCACACAAAUGCCCAUGAGCAGUGAUGACAUCGGCUUUGACUCUUCUCUUUUACCACCUCCAUUGCUACAAAUGGUCAUCAAAUACAAUUACAUCCUCGACACAAUCUAUCCACUUGAAAACACCGUCGACCCCCGCAGCCGUUGGACAGACAAUUUACUCCUUGUCUACCGCGAUAGGAAGAUUCUUACUGGAAUCUGCAUGGCGAUGUCUGCUGUUACUGAUAUUACACUGAACAGCCGACUGUCCUCCGGAACCCAGCAAAUUCUCUGCAACAUGCUCUCUACCUUGAACCAAGGUCUGCAUCAAGCCGUAAAACAACAAUCGGCCAAGACAGUGUUGACUAUUUUGAUCUUGUUGUUUAUAGCUGAGGGUUUGCAGGACUUUGAUGCUAUAGGGACGCACUUGGAGGGUGUUGGACGAUUGCUUAUCAUUGAAGAUCGAGUGCCUACGGGGUGGGAUGCGAAGUUGCUUUUCAAGAUACAGCAGUUUGACUUGAGGUUGGCGUUGGCUACAGGUCGACCUCUGCGGCUUGCGCUGGAAUAUCCCUUUAACACAGUACCAACGAUUGGAACAUCAGGUAUCUUGGAAAAACUAGAGGUGUCCUCACUGAAGGUCGUUGGGGCUUUUCAGAACUUGCAAGCUCUGACGCAACAUGUUACGGAAUCCAUGAGGUUGAGAACAAGCUUGAUAUGGGAAGAUGUCCAACCACAGGUCAGCACUAUUCAGACGCAGCUACUCGGCUUGGAAGAAAAUGAUUUAUCAGAUAUGGAGGAAGCACUACGGCUUGGAAUACUUGGCUUCCUUACAACACUGUCGCUCAGUCCUAUUAGAAGACUACAUCUGCCAAGAUUUUGUAGUCAGUUAGAAAUGAGCUACAUGAUGCAGUGCAACAACAAGGCAUUUGGUAUAUGGCUUGUGAUGAUGGGCUUGUUUUCGACGGUCGAGGUCACGGAUCCUGUUGUUGGCGAUCUGUGGAUGCGGAUGGUGGACGCUGGCCUUUCAUGGCCGGAUGCACGGAAGACGAUGGUGGAUGAACAGCUUCCUUGGAUAGGGUUCAUUCAUGAUGAACCAGCGAAGAAGAUGUUUGAUUGCCUUCAAGCAUCAAGAAGGCCAACAGAGUCUUUUCAAUAG
Molecule: messenger RNA, 1239 nt
Organism: Fusarium coffeatum
Lineage: Eukaryota; Fungi; Ascomycota; Sordariomycetes; Hypocreales; Nectriaceae
Exons: 2
Coding region: 1-1239 (412 amino acids)
Source: RefSeq, a predicted model, not a curated record